Messenger RNA from Peromyscus maniculatus bairdii (prairie deer mouse), 5189 nucleotides. RefSeq names its product poly(A) binding protein cytoplasmic 4 like (gene Pabpc4l). NCBI's taxonomy places the organism in Eukaryota, Metazoa, Chordata, Mammalia, Rodentia, Cricetidae. The record is from RefSeq and is a predicted model, not a curated record. Gene Ontology annotation, molecular function: RNA binding.
ACAGCCCCCCGAAAUGUGUAAGAGCAAACAGUGAUAGACAGCUAGUUCCGGGUUCCCGCCGCCUGCACUCCGCAAGCUCUUGAGCCCCAGUCUUCAGCCAGGUUCCUCCCGGGAGCCACCAGGGUGCGGGGUGGGUGGCCAGGGACGGGGCCCAGGCGCGCUCGCGCGCACAUUCGUGUCUCCAGCGAGUUGGGUUCCGCAACCUGAGCAGGACGGGGCCUCCAGAUCUGGGCCUGAGCUUCACGCCCCCGCGGCCUUGUUCGCUCCAGGCUUGGCUAGAAGUCUAACCCAGAAGAACAAGGCCUGUCUGUACUCGGAAAGCAGACACCAGCUGCUGGGGUGGACGCAGAUGGAGGGCCUGUCCUGGCCAGCCACAUGUAAGUUGUUUCUGAGUUGGAAGGAAAGGAAAGUUCGCGACUGAGAGUUGAAGGCAGAUUGCCAACUACCAGGAAAGGACAUUGGUUCUGACUUUAUUUGUUGAUGAGGUUGUUGCCUGGCUGGGGGGAAAUGCAACUUUCCCUGCAGCUGGACCUCUAAGUGGUCAUCAGAGGCCACCGGGAAUGAACAGGCCCUGAGCUGUGAUCCCGUUUACCUACUUGAAGUAUACAUUCUUGGUAGCUGCUGGGAACAGUCUUGUAGUGUUGGAGGAAAACAAAAGAAAACAAAACAAAAAGAAGCAAACAAAACAAAACAAGAAAACAUGAGUGUGGAAGCCAAGUACCGUGCAGCUUCCCUGUAUGUGGGUGACCUCCACGAAGAUGUCACUGAGGAUGUGUUAUUCAGGAAGUUCAACACAGUGGGACCAGUGUUGUCCAUCCGCAUCUGCAGGGACCUGGUUUCCCGGCGUUCACUGGGCUAUGCCUAUGUAAACUUCCUCCAGCUGGAUGAUGCGCAGAAGGCCCUAGACACCAUGAACUUUGACUUGAUCAAAGGCAAAUCCAUCCGUCUCAUGUGGUCUCAACGGGAUGCAUACCUGAGGAAAUCGGGAAUUGGGAAUGUGUUUAUCAAGAAUCUGGACAGAUCUAUUGAUAACAAAACCUUGUAUGAACACUUCUCUCCGUUUGGAAAGAUCCUGUCCUCCAAGGUGAUGAGCGACGAAGAAGGCUCCAAGGGCUAUGGCUUCGUGCACUACCAGGACCAGAGUGCUGCAGACAGGGCCAUUGAGGAGAUGAAUGGGAAGCAGCUGAGGGACUGCGCAGUGUUUGUGGCCAGAUUCAAAAGCCGUCAGGAUCGUGAGGCUGAGCUCAGAAGCAAACCCAGCGAAUUCACUAAUGUGUACAUCAAAAACUUUGGGGAUGAUAUGGACGAUGAGGGACUCAAGGAAGUCUUCAGCAAAUAUGGCCAAACUUUGAGCGUCAAGGUGAUGAAAGAUGCCAAUGGGAAGUCCAAAGGCUUCGGGUUUGUCAGUUUUUAUAGCCAUGAGGCUGCCAGAAAUGCAAUUGAAGAAAUGAAUGGACAGGAUAUAAACGGGCAGACAAUUUUUGUAGGCAGAGCUCAGAAGAAGGUAGAACGCCAGGCUGAGUUGAAGGAAAUGUUUGAACAGAUGAAAAAGGACAGAAUCCGUGCACGCCAUGCAGCGAAGCUCUACAUUAAGAACCUGGAUGAAACCAUCGAUGAUGAAACACUGCGCAAGGAAUUUUCCUGCUUUGGGUCCAUUUGCCGAGUUAAGGUGAUGCAGGAAGCGGGGCAGAGCAAAGGGUUUGGCUUGAUCUGCUUUUUCUCUCCCGAGGCAGCUGCUAAAGCAAUGGCUGAGAUGAAUGGCCGCGUCCUGGGCUCCAAACCCCUCAACAUUGCACUGGGCCAGAAGCACUGAAGAAGAACGAUCCUACCUCGCCAAUCUCAGUAGCAGCUAGGAGAACAAUUCUGCUCUCCCCCUGAAGGGUGCUUUAAGGGUAAGCGUCAAAACUUGAUGGCUGCUCACUGAAUUUGUAUACAAAAACAUUUCUUGUGUGUGUAUGAAAAAGCAAAUGUGUGUUAGAAGCUUGGUUUGUUUUGCAGGGUGCAUCCUCAAAUUAAAAAAAAAUGCAUAUAUUUUUUUCUUAUUUUCUAAUAUUCACAACUGUUUAAUUGGUUACAUUCUUAUUAUAUUUUGAACCAAAUGAAACAAAUACAUGUAUUUAUUGCAUAUUUUAUUCUUUUGUUUUAAUAAUGUUGCGAGCUUUAGUUUCUCCUAUGAAAAAAUGCCCCAAACAAAUUUAAUGAUAAUUUAUUUUUUACUAAGAGGAAAUUUAACAUUUUUCAUGGGAGUAUUUUUCUUUCCUUCUUUCUUUCUUUUUUUUUUUUUGGCAACUCAAAAAUUUAGAAAUUGCUAGACAGAAAUCGGUGAAAUACCAAAUUUUACUUUUGAAUUAACGUUUUUAGUACCAAGCAAUAGUUGUAAUAUACAUACAUACAUACAUACAUACAUACAUGCAUACACAUGUUCUGGAGUUUUGCUUUUCUAAUAGUCUACAUCAAGAUGGUGGUAGAGGAAAUUUCUCAUUUUUUGGUUACAUUUUCUGUGUCUGUAAUCUGAGUGUUUGUUUUCUUACUAUUUAAUUGUACUUAUAUAGUAAUGAUUUACUUUUUAUAUUUCCUCAUGUUAUAAACCUGUAUCUCUGCAGUUGAUGGACACAUAAUUUCAUCUUGAAUCGCAUUACACGCUGCAGUUCAUCGUGAUGCAUUUUUAGGUUUUCAUUAGAUGCUUAUGCUAUGAAAGUCGUAUCUAUGCAAUUCAGAAACUCCAAAGAAAGUCAAACUUUAAAAAAAUCCUGUUAUAUUAAUCUAUCCCAGAGUUCAGAAAACAAGUGCCUUAUUUUAUAAACUUCCUCUCUCUUUAUUAGACUGUGAGGGCUCUGUUAACUUGUGGGUUUUCCUUGGGCCUUGGUUGGUAUUCUGACAAAGUGAAGUUAUGUCACUUGAUCUGUUUUUAGCAUGUGUUUAAUUUUGAUGCCCAUCCCAUAUGACUUCUCUCUUCUAUCCAUCAACAUUACUUAGCUCAUUUUUAGACAUUUUUACAAAGGAAUUGCAAUAUUAGCUUUACAUUUUUACUACCUCAAAACCAUUUGAAAUAAAAGGUAAGAGUUAUUUAUUUGGAAUUUACUCAGUACUUAAAAAUGUUAUCCACUCAUACCAAAGGUGUGAAAAGCUCUGUUUUUACUGUUGUCUUUUGUUUUUCAAUUUUCUUUCUUGAUUUUUUUGUUCUUUUUCUGUUUUGGAUUAUUUAGUUAUUUCUUAUUACCAUUUAUUACAACCUUUUACUUCAUAUAAUAGUACAUAUUUUCCAUUGACAAUAUUUUAUGAAUGAGAAAAAUCUCAUUUUGUUUCUAUAAAUCAUAUAUAUAUAUAUAUAUUUAUAUUCUUUGCACAUUUUCUAAUCUGAAUGAGGAAAAAUUGAGAAUAAAAAGUAAUAAAAGAAUAAAAGUAAUAAAACUAUUGCAGAAGCACAUUCUGCAAAAAUUCACUGUUUAUUUUCCCUAACAUUUUAUGUACAUAAUAAAAGAUAAUUUUGAAAAGGUAACAUGAACAAUUUUGUUUGAAUUUACUCUUUUUGAUUUGAUGUUAUGGGAUGAUAAAUUUCAAAAAACUCAAAAAGUUAUUUACGUAUCAUUUUGGUGGUUUUAACUUUAGCCGAUGAUAUUGUCAUGAUGACUAAAUUCUUGAUAAGUGUAUAUGGUGCAGCACUGUUUUUCCUCUUGGUUUUGUCUUCUGCCAAAAUAUUCUUCCCCACUAGUACUGAAAUUCUUCCAAUUUGUUUCUAAAACAAAUUCUAAUUAAUGAUUUAAAAUCAAUUUAAAUGUUAUUUUGAUCCAUUUUCCAAUUUCCUUACACAAAUUUCAUAACAAUUACAUUCCAUUGUAACUAUAGGUAAAUGCAUGUUUCUAUAUUAUCCAAGAACCUAAGUAUUUUGCCAGCCUCUGGCAGGUUCAAUAUGGUAUAUCAAAAAUACACACUAUUCUCUAUUUUACUAUUUCAAUAGCUUCUUUUUUAUUGCCAAAGUUCUACCUUGUGUCUUGUAUUUAUUACCAUUAAUAUUUUCAUACUUGUAAAUUAAUGUUUCAAAUACCUGAGAUAAUUUUCUCCUGAAUAAUUUGUAUUUACAUGAUUUUGCUUCACAUCAAAGAUAUUUUAAAGUUACCUGUUUAAUGUUUUCACUUUGUUUAUAGUUUUAAAAUCUAUUCCAAUGUGAAAUUUUAAACAAUUUUUUCAGCAUUUCAUUUAGAUGGCAUUUUUCUUGUGAUUUAUUUUGAACACCUUAAAAUGCUUGCAUACUCACAUAUACAUAUAUACAUAUAUAUAUACAUAUAAUAUAUGUAUAUGAAAUUUAAACAGGGAGGCUGGUAGACACAAUCUGUGUUGUCUUCUAUUAGCACAUAUGGUUCAUAUUAUCAAUAACUUCUUUAUAAACAAAACUUGUUUAUAUUUUGUGUAAAGAGUGGACUUUAGCUAUGUCUUGCUUUUAGGUCUUUAAACAGCCUACACUGUUAUACUGUGUCAGUGAAUAUUAGUGCAUAUGCCCUCUCAGAUGCAUUGGCUUGCAGAAUCACUACAUUGAGAAGUAUUUUUUAUGUCAGAAGCAGAGUUGGUAAGAUCCCAGGACUAGACAGGAUAUAAGUGUGUCAGGUUAUGAUGAAGCUUCUGAAUUACUUUAUCUGUGAAAGUAUUCAAAUAUUUGAACAAUAAUUGAUAAACCUAAUAUGUAGCUUACUUCCUUCUUAUGUGCACAAGUACUUGGUAAGCACUUUAUCAGGUGUGCAGACGUAUUCUUGUCUCAGCUAAAUAAUGCAAUAUCUUAAUGCCUUAGUAGAAAUUGCUCAUUUCCAGUAUUUACCAUAAAAUUUGUCAGUGCAUUCCCUUCAUUAUUUAAAUUUUAAUCAUUCUAAAUAUGUGUGUGUAUAUGUUUUCCUUCAAUAGCAUUACAUCAUCCUACUUAGCAAUGGGAGUUCAUUUUUUCAGGAUAAUUAAAAAAUGUACCUAAGUGCCUUGAAGAAGAAAGAGAUAAAUAGAAGCAAACUCAGAUAGAGAUGCCUUCAGUCAGUCUCUCCAAUCUCUUGUAUGGAUGACUGCUCUUUACAGAUGAUGUAGCACAUAUGUACCUUGCUCCAGUUUUUGAAGUUGUUAAAUAGAAAUUGUUAAAAUAUAUUUUAAUGCCCUCAAUAUUCUUUGAAACCUGAAGAGAAGAUGCUAAAUAAAAUCUAGCAUGUCAAUGA